Messenger RNA from Staurois parvus, 1136 nucleotides. The record is from the annotation of a GenBank genome assembly. NCBI's taxonomy places the organism in Eukaryota, Metazoa, Chordata, Amphibia, Anura, Ranidae.
GAGUCACCAGGCACGACAGUGGGCCUUGAGUCAAUUGGCAGCGAGCACCGGGUCAUCUGGCGCCGGAUCGUCUGGCUCGACAGCGGGCAUCGGGUCACCAGGCAUGACAGCGGGCACUGGGUCAUCAGGCAUUGGAUCGUCUGGCUCGACAGCAGGCAUCGGGUCACCAGGCAUGACAGCGGGCACUGGGUCAUCAGACAUUGGAUCGUCUGGCUCGACAGCGGGCAUCGGGUCACCAGGCAUGACAGCGGGCACUGGGUCAUCAGGCAUGAUAGGAUCAUCAGGCUGGGUACAGACAUCAGGCUGGGUAGAGACAUCAGGCCGAAGUGCAGGUGCCGAGGCACCAGGCUGAACCACGGAAGGCAGGCUCACUGGUUUGGAUACUGGCAGGAUGGUACUGGUUGGAAAGAAUUUUCGCUUUUUUCUGGUUUUAACUACUGGAGCACUGCAAGUAAACGCAGGUCUGCAAACGAAUGGAGCAGCUGAGGACAGAGAAGAGCUGGAAGAUGGAACAGAGGAGGGAGCAGCCGCCACAGAGGACCUCUCCACAGGGCCAAAGAAAGGAUAGGUGCAGCGAUGGAAGCAGGGGACUGGUAUGUGGUAGUUAGCAGAGUAUACUGGGCCGUCAGGGGGGGUGCUGUCGGGGAUGCAGGAAGAGUGCCUUGAGCAGAGGAAUGACGUUGCAAGCUGACUGAGGCUGGGUGCAACAUCUCUGACCAUGUCUGCAGUAUGGGUUGAACAAAGCUGAGCUUACACAAAGCCUGUCUGGUCAAAGACUGCACUGCGUUUAUACAAUCCCUUAAUACCUGUGGUGAACAUGCAGCAUAAUGCUCCAAGAAGCAAUCCACAUCAUCCUCUAAUAACCACACCAGGGACUCUACCUGGUCUGCACUAAAUGGUGGCAAAAAGUCAUUCCUGCUUUCAGGGGUACCAGAUGAAGCCAACUCUACACAAACCUGAAUCAAAGGUUGCACCUCAGAGAACUCUGUGCCCUGAUCUACUAGAACAUGAGCGAUCCGUAUACAUUCUAGCAGUUGAUCCUGGGUAUACUCCCUCAGAGUCUGAUAAACAUAUUCUCUGUCAUCAAAAAACCAGCAGCGACAAAUACACAACCUCAUCAAGAUCCAUCCUUCCCA